CAAAGUUGAGAGGUGAAAGAGUUUGAAAGAUGGCGGCCGCCGAGAUGAGGUGUUGGCAGUAGUGCCGGUCCAGCUAUCCCGAGUAGUUGUGAUUGAAACAGAGGAAUGCGGCUCUCUUUGCUGUCGUAGGAAGCGUUCAACCCUCCGUCCUCGACUAGUUGAAGCGUGCUGUUUGCGCUUGUGAUGGCGGUGCUCUACGAGCUGGUGCUGCGGUUGCUUCAUGCUCUGUUACAGCUCCAGCGGGCAGUGCUUUCGUGGUUUCGGCGCAGAGUUGGGAAUAGCAGUAACAGUACCACUAGCAGUGGCGGCUGGAGACCUUGGAAUCGCGCAGUGGCUGCGUUUCUUCUGUUGUUACCUUUACCUUUCAGUCCGGGACCUCACAAGCAUACUGCCACUCAUAAAAAGUUGCCAACAGGAAUUAACAGGACAAGGGCCCGUUUUCGAGUGGUUGGAAAGCCUGUGGAGAAGCUGCCCCUCCACGUUGGACUUCUUGUUGCCGGAGAAGAGCCUCGGUACAACGAUAUCGCUAACCUGGUAGUGUGGUGUAUGGCGGUGGGCAUUUCGUACGUUAGUGUUUAUGAUAAUCAAGGCAUCUUUAGAAGAAACAAUUCCAGGUUAAUGGAGGAAAUCCUGAAACAGCAACAAGAGCUCCUCGGCCUUGACUGUUCAAAAUAUUCUGUUGAAUUUCUAAAUAGCAACAUUGACAAUACAGAUCAGCAAGUUUUGUCAUGUAAAGCAACAGUUAAUAUUUUGUCACCAAGUGAUGGAAAGUCCAGCAUAGUGAAAGCAGCUCAGAAGUUUUGCCAGUUAGUACAACAGCAACAGAAGAGGCCUUGUGAUAUAGACGUUAAUAUGCUGGACAGCUUUCUUCAAGGUCCAAAGGGUUUUCCAGAUCCUGACUUAGUUCUGAAGUUUGGACCUAUAGAGAGCACGUUAGGAUUCCUUCCAUGGCACAUCAGGUUGACUGAAUUCAUUUCUUUACCUACUCAUGUAAACAUCACUUAUGAAGAUUUUUUCAGCGCACUUGAAAGAUUUGCUGCCUGUGAACAACGACUGGGAAAAUGAUUACAAUUAUUGGAUUGAACUUGAAUGUACUGAAGCUGCAGAAAUAAACAAAAAUCUGUUCCUUGAUAUUUGCAAGCACCCAAGGGCAAACAGUGGACAAAAGCCAAACUGGCUUUUUUUGUCAGGGACUACAGUUGUCUCAUUGCCUCUCUAUGUUUGUCGUUAAUUGCCUAAUGUGAUGUGUAUGAGAGCCAAGUCUGGUUUUUCAAGGUAAGCAAAGCUGCCUGGUUGCUGCUCAUCAUUUUGUAAUAUUUGAAUGACUCAAUCAGAUGAAUUAGCACUGAAUUAUCAUAGCUUUCUCCUCUUUACUUUUACAGAGGGUGGUUCAACAGUUUUGGAAUAAAAUCAAUGCCAUUGCAAUUCUAAUUGAGAUUUAUUUAUCCACAAUAUUUUCCAUGUGAAUUUCGGUAACUUCAAUUUUUUUUAUUCUUUUUUAAUUUUGGUAGUUUUUAAACAUGUUCUGAAUUUUAACACAUUUUCUUGCAUUACUGGUGUACCAUUGCCAGCACCAGGCCUCAGAUGUCCAAAGCUAUUAUUUUAAUCAGUGAGAGUAAAAUUGAUGAUGAGAGUAUAUUUAUAAUUUUCUUUUUAUUUUAAGUUGUAAAGUUCACCAUGUUAGAAACCUGGUUACGUUGUAUUCAGUUAUAGAUCAAAUGUUGAUAUUGGCAGGUUGGGCUUAUUCAGGAGCUAAAGCAAAAGUUAAUGCAGUUCCUUUGAAAGAUCAGUUCUAAAAUGUUAAUGCAGUCAGCCCUAUGGUUUUGGGGAAGUUAAAUUGGACUGUUAAAGAAUAUGAUUAUUUUUAAGCAUGAGUGAGCUAUGAAAGUGGUCUGUUCAAUCCAGCAGUCAGUAAAUGCAGAAUUCAGAAGAUGCAUAUGUCGGCACACUUCCACAUGAAGUUUUUUGUGGCUUGAUGUUCGCUUAAUGUUGUGGAUGGUAUUAUGUAAAUGACAGAAGACAGUUUUCUAUUAAAUGGAUCUUCUCUGAAUUCA
Erpetoichthys calabaricus (reedfish) is the source of this 2054-nucleotide messenger RNA. It is a transcript of the gene nus1, whose product is annotated as NUS1 dehydrodolichyl diphosphate synthase subunit. Gene Ontology annotation, molecular function: ditrans,polycis-polyprenyl diphosphate synthase [(2E,6E)-farnesyl diphosphate specific] activity. Gene Ontology annotation, cellular component: endoplasmic reticulum membrane; dehydrodolichyl diphosphate synthase complex. The transcript has 5 exons. Bases 184 to 1065 code for a protein of 293 amino acids. Lineage: Eukaryota; Metazoa; Chordata; Cladistia; Polypteriformes; Polypteridae. The record is from RefSeq and is a predicted model, not a curated record.